Molecule: messenger RNA, 897 nt
Organism: Nasonia vitripennis (jewel wasp)
Lineage: Eukaryota; Metazoa; Arthropoda; Insecta; Hymenoptera; Pteromalidae
Product: trypsin
Exons: 2
Coding region: 1-897 (298 amino acids)
Biological process (GO): proteolysis
Molecular function (GO): serine-type endopeptidase activity
Source: RefSeq, a predicted model, not a curated record
AUGUUUUCCUCUCUUGUGAUGAUCAAUUUAAUAGUCGCAGCUAAUACGGACAAUCUCUUUUCACACGGUCGAAUUGUGGGUGGUGAGGACGCAACGAUCGAGACCUAUCCAUAUCAAAUCUCCAUUCAAGAAUAUGGUUCUCACAUCUGCGGAGGGUCUAUCAUAUCCACCUACUGGGUGCUAACCGCUGGUCACUGCGUCAAAAGUGAUCCUUUCAACUUAAAUAUUCGAGCCGGUACAUCAAUUCGUGACAAAAACGGCACUAUUCAUAAAGUCGAUAAUAUCAUCCGCCAUCAAAACUACUUUGAAAAUAGUUACAGGGUGCCCUCUAAUGACAUAGCUUUACUUAAGCUAAAGGAACCCUUCGUGUUCGAUAAGACCCAUCAGCCCAUCAAAUUGUUUCAAGCUGCUGAAGAAACUGCACCUGGGGUAGAAGCUAUUAUCACCGGCUUCGGAGAAACCAAUAAGUGGGGGUAUGAUGGUCAGCUUCAAACUGUUUCCAUUCCUAUUGUAAGCAAAGAGCUUUGUAACAAAGCUUACGUGGAUAUUGCAGGAGGUAUUUCUGAAGGCCAGAUUUGCGCUUCCUACUACGAAAUAGGUAGAAAAGAUUCCUGUCAAGGUGACUCUGGUGGCCCAUUAACUAUUAAUGGACGUCUUGCUGGAAUUUCUUCAUGGGGUUACGAUUGUGCUAAACCUAAGUAUCCUGGCGUAUACACUGAAGUUGCUGCAUACCGAAACUGGAUUGAUGAAUACGUAUUUGAACAAUGUUUGCUAUGGGACUUAUUUUCUUACGUAAUGAUGCUUUAUAGCAAGUUGGACUAUGUACGUAUAGUUAUCAAAUUUUUGAUGAAAAUAUAUAUUCUAGCAAUAAGAAUAUGUAGUGGAGUAUGGAUGUAA